Messenger RNA from Poecilia latipinna (sailfin molly), 1027 nucleotides. It is a transcript of the gene aph1b, whose product is annotated as APH1B gamma secretase subunit. Gene Ontology annotation, biological process: positive regulation of catalytic activity; protein processing. Lineage: Eukaryota; Metazoa; Chordata; Actinopteri; Cyprinodontiformes; Poeciliidae. The transcript has 6 exons. The record is from RefSeq and is a predicted model, not a curated record. Bases 181 to 957 code for a protein of 258 amino acids. Gene Ontology annotation, cellular component: membrane.
CGAGUCACGUGAUAGUGUGACGUCAUGACAAUCCUGUGAUACCGAAGUGAAAUUAGGAAGAAGAAUCACCGCUCAGACUAGGCAGUUACCUCGUCAAAAAUAAAGACGAACCCCUGCGGUUUCGUGAACAGAAGCGAACCGGGUUUUGGAGCCACUGGACCUCCCAGCUACCGAGCCAACAUGACGGCAGCGGUGUUUUUCGGCUGCACAUUCAUCGCCUUCGGCCCAGCCGUCUCCCUGUUCCUGUUCACCAUCGCCCGGGAGCCGCUGAGGGUCAUUUUCCUUAUAGCAGGGGCAUUCUUCUGGCUGGUGUCGCUGCUGCUGGCCUCCCUGGUGUGGUUCAUCUCGGUUCAGAUCAGUAACAAGGAGAGCGCGUCGCAGCAAAAGGGUCUGCUCAUCUUCGGUGUGGUGCUGUCCGUCCUGCUGCAGGAAACUUUCCGCUUCGCCUACUACAAACUGCUCAAGAAAGCAAAUGAAGGCCUUCUUGCUUUGAGUCAAGAGGAAACGAUGCCAAUAUCUAUACGACAACUCGCCUAUGUGUCCGGCCUCGGCUUUGGCUUUAUGAGCGGAGCGUUCUCUGUGGUCAACAUCCUGGCCGACUCUGUGGGUCCAGGCACUGUGGGCAUCCACGGCGACUCUCAACACUACUUCCUGUCAUCAGCCUUCAUGACCAUGGCCAUCAUCCUGCUUCACAUGUUCUGGGGCGUCAUCUUCUUCGACGGCUGUGAGAAGCAGCGCUGGUUAGCCGUAGCUGCGGUCGUCGCCACUCACCUCCUGGUUUCCUCCUUGACCUUCCAGAAUCCGCAGUACGUCUCCAGCCUGGUUCCCACCUACAUCAUCAUGUUCUUCAUGGGUGUCUGGGCGUUUUACACUGCGGGCGGCUCCCUGAGGAACCUCAAACUCUGCCUCACCUGCAAAGACAAGGACUUCCUGCUGGCCAACCACCGGCCCAGAUAACGCCGAGAGCUCAUCGGCUUACAGGACUCGAUCCAAAGAUCCACACACACACUAUGAACCUUUUUAAUUC